This is a messenger RNA of Phalacrocorax carbo (great cormorant), 2074 nucleotides long. Lineage: Eukaryota; Metazoa; Chordata; Aves; Suliformes; Phalacrocoracidae. The record is from RefSeq and is a predicted model, not a curated record.
UCGGUCGGGGGUGUGGCCGCCGCCGUGGCCCGCGGCAUGGAGGAGCGGCUGCCGACCCGCCGCUGAGCCGCGCCGCCAUGGCCAAGAGCCGCGGGGGCGGCGGGCCUGCCUCGCCCGGCGGCCGCCACCACAGCCUGGCCGGGACCCGCGAGAGCCUGUCUGAGGCGGGCGGCGACGAGCUCAGCUCCCUCGGGUCCGACUCCGAGGUGAACGGUGGUGGCGGCCCGGAGGAACGGCGCGUCGAUAAGUUCGGCUUCAUCGUAGGCAGCCGCAGCGCCGAGGGGCCGCUGGAGGAGGUGCCCUUGGAGGUGCUACGGCAGCGGGAGUCCAAGUGGCUGGAUAUGCUCAACAACUGGGACAAGUGGAUGGCCAAAAAACACAAGAAGAUCCGUCUGCGGUGCCAGAAGGGGAUCCCACCCUCCCUGCGGGGCCGAGCCUGGCAGUACCUCUCCGGGAGCAAAGUCAAGCUUGAGCAGAACAUCGGCAAGUUUGAUGAACUGGAUCUCCUUGCGGGGGACCCAAAGUGGCUGGAUGUGAUCGAGCGGGAUCUCCAUCGGCAGUUCCCCUUCCACGAGAUGUUCGUCUCACGUGGAGGCCAUGGGCAGCAGGACCUGUUUCGGGUGCUGAAGGCAUACACGCUGUACCGCCCGGAGGAGGGCUACUGCCAGGCCCAGGCCCCCAUCGCCGCCGUCCUGCUCAUGCACAUGCCAGCCGAGCAAGCAUUCUGGUGCCUGGUGCAGAUCUGCGAGAAGUACCUCCCCGGCUACUACAGCGAGAAGCUGGAGGCCAUUCAGCUGGAUGGGCAGAUACUCUUCUCACUGCUGCACAAGGUCUCUCCCGUGGCCUACAAGCACCUGAGCAAGCAGAAGAUCGACCCCAUCCUCUACAUGACAGAGUGGUUCAUGUGCGCCUUCUCCCGCACACUGCCCUGGAGUUCCGUCCUGCGUGUCUGGGACAUGUUCUUCUGUGAAGGGGUGAAAAUCAUCUUCCGGGUGGGCCUCGUGCUGCUCAAACACACCCUGGGCUCCUCGGACAAGCUGAAGUCCUGCCAGGGCCAGUACGAGACCAUGGAGAGGCUGAGGGCCAUCAGCCCCAAGAUCAUGCAGGAGACCUUCCUGGUGCAGGAGGUCAUUGAGCUGCCAGUGACAGAGCGUCAGAUCGAGCGGGAGCACCUGAUCCAGCUGAAGAAGUGGCGGGAGACGCACGGGGAGCUGCAGUGCAAGUCCCCUCCACGCCUGCACGGCGCCAAGGCCAUCAGCGAGGCUGAGCCCCCCACCCGCAAGGCGCUGGAGCCUGUCCCCUCCAUCAUCGUUCCCCCUGGGCCUGCCCCUGUGCCCAAGGCCCGCAAGAGCAAGGAAAGGAGCAGAGAAAAGGGCCUGGCCAGCCCCGCCAACGGUCCUGGGGCUGAGGGCAACGGGGCGCCUGGCUCAGCCCGGGAGCUGCUGCACCCCCAGGUCUCCCCCCACCACCAGUCCAAGGAGAGCCUGAGCUCCCGGGAGAGCGAGGACACGUACUUGUAGGGCUGGCACGGUGCUGGGUCCGCACCCCGGGCAGCCGGGCUCAGCUGGGCUGCGCACGGACCUGGGCUCAAGGACACUGAUGGGGGGGGGGGUGUUGGGGACCCGUGGCCCCCAGUGCUGGGGGCUCUGGGCUGGAGGGAUGGGGCUGGGCUGGCCAGUGGGGCUCCUUAGGGCCGCCCGCUUGGGGUGGGCUCAAAGCUGGGGGCAUCCACAGGAGUUUGGCCAUGUUUGGUGACCAAAAGGGACACAUCUGGUCUGCGCUGGGUGCCCACCCUGGCAGAGUGCUGGCACCAUGAGUGGUGGGAGCCCUAGCAGGGGGUGGCUGAGCCACUCGUGCUCCUUCCCUAUGGCUCGGGGGGGCCAAACUGCCUUUGGGCCCUUCUUCCUGUUCCAGAGCCCCUCGACCUGCCACCCCCAGGGUCCCUCUCAUGGCCCCCACCCUUUUGCCUGCUGUUGCAUUGGCCAGGCAGACCCAGACCCCAGGUGUUCAUGCUGGUGCACAGGGACUGGGGGUACGCAAGGAGCUGGGGGGGACCCCUCACCCCCCCCACCCC